This is a messenger RNA of Corvus hawaiiensis (hawaiian crow), 8072 nucleotides long. It is a transcript of the gene GABPA, whose product is annotated as GA binding protein transcription factor subunit alpha. Lineage: Eukaryota; Metazoa; Chordata; Aves; Passeriformes; Corvidae. The record is from RefSeq and is a predicted model, not a curated record. The transcript has 11 exons. Bases 215 to 1582 code for a protein of 455 amino acids. Gene Ontology annotation, biological process: regulation of transcription by RNA polymerase II; cell differentiation. Gene Ontology annotation, molecular function: DNA-binding transcription factor activity, RNA polymerase II-specific; sequence-specific DNA binding. Gene Ontology annotation, cellular component: nucleus.
GGUGCGGCGGUGUCGCGCGUUUUCCCUGCGGUGGGCCCGCGCGCCGCCCCGAUUCUGGCGCAGCUCGCUCCCGGACCCGCUCCCGAAGCCGGUCCUGGACCCGGAGCCGCGGGACUUCCCGGACGCGGACGGACGGCGGGACGUGCCGGUGCGGUGGGCGGACGAACGGACGGACGGACAGUGGCGGCGGCUCUGUUCUUAAGUCAUUGCAGCCAUGACUAAGAGAGAAGCAGAAGAGCUGAUAGAAAUUGAAAUUGAUGGAACUGAGAAACAGGAAUGCACUGAAGAAAGCAUUGUCGAGCAAACCUACACCACCGCAGAAUUUGUGAGUCAGGCUAUUGACAUCAGUGAACCCAUUGGAAAUCUUAAGAAGUUGCUGGAACCCAGAUUGCAGUGUUCCUUGGAUGCACAUGAAAUUUGUCUGCAAGAUAUCCAGCUGGACCCAGAUCGAAGCCUUUUUGAUCAAGGAGUGAAAACAGAUGGAACAGUGCAACUCAGUGUGCAAGUAAUAUCUAGGCAAGGGAUAGAGCCCAAGUUGAACAUCCUGGAAAUCGUGAAGCCUGUGGAGACCGUGGAGGUUGUGAUUGAUCCAGAUGCUCAUCAUGCAGAGGCUGAAGCUCACCUUGUUGAGGAAGCUCAAGUGAUAACCUUGGAUGGGACAAAACAUAUUGCAACAAUUUCAGAUGAAACGUCUGAGCAAGUGACACGAUGGGCUGCAGCACUGGAAGGCUAUCGGAAGGAGCAGGAGCGCCUUGGAAUACCUUAUGACCCAGUUCAGUGGUCGACAGACCAGGUGCUCCAUUGGGUGGUAUGGGUGAUGAAGGAGUUCAGCAUGACUGACAUCGACCUCAACGCACUCAGCAUUCCUGGGCGGGAGCUCUGCAACCUCAGCCAAGAAGAUUUCUUCCAGCGUGUCCCACGGGGAGAAAUUCUCUGGAGCCACCUGGAGCUUCUUCGAAAGUAUGUGUUGGCUAGCCAAGAACACUCUGGAGAAAUAGCAACUGUUACUAUUGAUCAGCCUGUGCAGAUUAUACCAGCAUCUGUACAGCCUGCUACCCCAACUACCAUCAAAGUGAUAAACAGCAGUGCAAAGGCAGCUAAAGUACAGAGAGCUCCAAGGAUCUCCGGGGAAGAUAGGAGUUCCCCUGGGAACAGAACAGGGAACAAUGGUCAGAUCCAGCUGUGGCAGUUUUUAUUAGAACUUCUUACUGACAAAGAUGCUCGGGACUGUAUUUCUUGGGUUGGUGAUGAAGGAGAGUUUAAAUUGAAUCAGCCUGAACUGGUUGCACAGAAAUGGGGACAGCGCAAGAACAAGCCCACAAUGAACUAUGAGAAGCUUAGUCGGGCUUUGAGGUAUUACUAUGAUGGAGACAUGAUCUGCAAAGUGCAAGGCAAGAGGUUUGUGUACAAAUUUGUGUGUGACCUGAAGACUCUGAUUGGGUACAGCGCAGCGGAGCUGAACCGCUUGGUCACAGAGUGCGAGCAGAAGAAACUGGCCAAGAUGCAGCUCCAUGGCAUUGCACAGCCAGUUACAGCAGUGGCCCUGGCUACAGCAUCCCUGCAAGCAGAGAAAGAUAAUUAAGCACUAGGACCUUCUGAAGUUCAGUACAGAAAGAAGGCAAUCUCUGCUUAUACUCUGAAGAUGCAUCUUCUUUGACUCAGUAUUUGGCUACGUGUUUCUACUUUUAAACUGUAACUCGGUGUCCUUUAUUUCUGUAGCAGCUUUCUUUAAUAUCUUAAUUGUAAAUCUCAGAGUGGUGCUUUGAUUAAACAAAUGAUGAAAACUCAAUAGUAGGACAGAAUGGAGCCCUGUGAAAUGAUUCAGUUUAUGCUUUUAGCAGUGUUUAAAUCAGAAAGAUUCAUGUUGACCUGUAAACUUGGGGUUUUUUUAUUCCUGCAGAUGGCCCUAUUUACUUCAUGUGUCCCUGCUAACAAAACUGUUAGUACUGUCCAUGUUAGAAACAAGAUAAAAUUCUGAUUAUACUGCUCUUACCUUGUUUCUACUGAGACACAAUUUAAAAAUACUCUCAUUAUACCUCUGAACUCCUCCAUCUGGACUGCCAAAUUCAAGACUGAAGUAUUUUGUCAUCUUUAAACCUACCACAUCACUUGAUUUCAAAAUGUUUAUAUUUAGCUUAGUAGCAACAACAUGAAAUGGACUGAAAAUACUGGUUUUCACACCUUUCAGUAACAUGUUGGACUUGAUGAUCUUAGAAGUCUUUUCCAACCUAAAUUAAGGUACAAUUUUAAAGUUCACUUACAAGUGUUCCGAUAUCAUAUUAAUGGAGGACCUUUUAUCUGGGUUUAUAGCUAAUAGUAUAUUUAUCCAGUGUAAAUUUCUUUUGGGAUUCCUAUAAUACAAAAAUUGUUAUUGAAACAGUGUAGGGAAUUAAAACUAACAGCCUGCAAUUUCCUUCUUAAUCAAGAUAAGCUGCUGUGGGACUCUACUGCCUGAUCAAGAAACUGUUAUAAGGUCCAUUAACACAAGUUUAUGGGGAAUAUUUUUACUGACUGGACUGGGGUGUUUUGUUCUUCAAGAUCAUACAUAUUCUUAAAGGUUGUAGGUUUAAUAUUGCUAUAUCAGGGCUGCUAAAAUACAUUUGGGUUGAUACUGUUCAAUUUUUUUCCUUUGGAAAAGUAAUUCUUAAUAUGAAUGAUGCCAAACAAGAAAUUAAUUAAAGGAAAGGAAUUAAUGAUUGAUUCUUGCUGACUUCGGCGAGGGAAGACAUGCAGACAAUCAGUGUGAUUGAUAAAGCAAGCUUCGUUUAUUGGCAAUACAGAGGCACUUAUCUAGUAUGAGUAUACAUGCUUGUCAGUUCUUGAUUGGUUUAAACUUAUGAAAGCGCAUUCUUGUUUCUACAUAAUUGGGUUAGAUAAAAGACUACAUUGGCAAGCUUCUACUAUUUAUGUUUUAACUUGGGAAAUCAAAGUUCUUCCUCCCCUCUCAUGGUCAGUACAUCUUAUCAGCACGGCACUGUACCUCCUUAAAACUCCCUUUUGGUUCUCAGGCUUGUGUCUCACGCAGGCAUUUUCUCAUGCAGGCAUUUGCUUGUACAGCUCUUUUAUUGAUCUGUACCCUACAGCUCUGUCAAUGAUCCAUGUCCCUGAUCCUCUAACCAUUCUUCAACAAUUGACUGGUUUUGAGGGUUGUAAUGUGGAACCCCAUGUGUUAGAUACAUUAUUACUCCAUUACAUUUUGCAUCAUUAUUUCAGGAUUGGAGCCCACAAAAUCUAAUCACGCACCAAACUGCAAUUUUACCAUCUUGUAAUUUUAGAGUAUUGACAUCUUACCCAUUAAUAACUUGAAGGUUAAAAAAUGAUGAGGAGGGAGAAACAAAUAUUGAGGGUCUGAUAUUAAUUAAAAUUGUCUUUUACUUGUAAAACUGGGCUUCUGAAAACCAAAAUGAAAUGGUGCUAGUGGCAGUUGUAUCAGAAGAUGGGUCUGGAAGCCACAGAACAGUUUGCAUGUACUUUGAAAAGACAGAGGAACCAGUUGUUGUGUUUGUGGUUUGUGGCACACAAUGUCCACGUGGCUUCUUUUUGUAGGUGGUGUCACUGUAACCUGUAGCUGUGAUGGGAAAGAAAGAAUCCAAAGAAGUAAUUGAUCAUAGUUUUAAGCUACUUACUUGUGCAGCUACUUAAUAAAAAUGAAGUCAGUUUAAAAGAGAAGACAACUAUCAAGAAACAGUUGGAAUCCUCAUGUAAAUAGUACUUACCAGAAAAAGCUAAAACUCCCUGCAGAGCAUUAGUUUUUUGUAGUCCAGCAGUUCUUGACUUAUAAAAUGUAAUGCUAGACAGCAGCAAGGAGUCCCCAGGCAGGUGCAAAGGAGGACUUUUAUUUACAAAAACCCGGCCUUUUAAUGCCCUUAGUCGGUUGUUAGCUUACAUGGUUUUAAGGCACAACAAACCAAAUUUAACAAACCACCAUACACCACGGUGCGGGCACGAGGCAUUCACACAGCAAGCCUCACUUUGUCUAUUCUCCCACAGCCCUCUUCUACUUAGGCUAAGUAACAGGCUGGAGCUGUGAUUUUACCAGGCCUUCCCUUUACAAAGCUUUACCUAUCGGUCACAAUAAAACAACUACUGGACAUCAGAUAGAAAAAGAAAUCAGUUUGUAGUAAUUUUCAUGUUGCAGGAGUUGAAGUAGUUGUUCAGAAAGAGCAGAGAAAAUGCUUGUUUAGUUUAGCACAACUCUGAGGAGUGUGAAAACUUGUAGAAGUGUUUCAUUUUGUAUAUUGAAUUGCUUUAAGUAUUUGUUACUAAUGAUCUAAAUGAGCUGGUAGUAAAAAGCCCACACUGUCCAUCCAUAAUAGAUCUGAAAUCUUAAGACACUUUUUUUUUCUUACCUCUUCGAACUGCCUUUUAACCCAAAUGUGUGAAAUUAGCAUUUAGGAGCCAUCUUUCUAGUCCUAUGGGACCUACCUCUUAGAAUUCACUAAUCAAGGUAGGAUACCCCCAUCUCAGUAGACAAAAUGAAAAUUAUAUUAAUUAUAUAUGAGUAUAAUCAAUUUCUGAUUAUAAUGGAAGCAAACAUGGAUGGCACUAAAAACCUGUUUCUUAGAAGGUUUGUUGUUUAUUUGAAAUUCCUCCCAGUUAGGGAAAAGUAAUUUAGGAUGAAAUAAUGUGAGUUAGCUGCUUCCCCCUUCAUCCUGGUGAGCUUUGGUUUUUCAAUAUUCUCAUUUUCAAGGACUCUGCAGGAGCUGCUUCAUAGGAACUGGUUUGCAUAAACCUUCAGCUACAUAAGGCAAUGAGAAACCAGUGUGUUUUAUACAAAUCUUUUCAGGGUGAAAGCUGGAAACUGCAUGGAAAAAAUGAGUCUGGACGAAUGAGAAUGCAAGAGCUGAGACUUAAUGAGAUUAACCACACAUUAAUUAGACACCUGCAGGGUGCAGUUCUUUAAACUUCAGGGUUAGGAUAGAAAAUAUACUAAUUUUUUUCCUCCAUGAAAGCAAUGUUUUAGUCCAGAAUCUCAAAGCUGUGUUAUUCCCACAUCCUACAUGCGGCAUGCCAGCCUGUUGGGCUUCACAGAAAGUGCCCCAUGUCAAAAUCUGUAAUACCCACUUUGAUGUCCCCACUGAGAGCAGUGAGGGGAGGUUAGGGACAGUCAGGAUGCAAAACUCACUGUGAAACUCGAGUCGUUCCUGGCCCUUGUCCUGUGAAAAGAGCUGAGGAAGGCAGAACCAAUGGGAAGCAGUUUGGCUAACAACCAUAAAUUAGUAAGAUGACCUGAACUGUACCCAGAAAGGAACUAGAAGCUGUAACAGGAGCUUGAACUUGUCCUCAGGCAUAAUUCACCAAGCCUAAAGUGAGAUUUGUACAAAUGAAAAGAAAAAAAUUACCUGGGGGAUAGCUACAGAGUAGGUGAGUUUUUAUGGAGAAAUUUGUGUCUUUCUUGCUCAGCCAAUGGGUCAGUUACCUCUAAAGAGUUAUGAGCACUUAACACAAGUUUUGUGAAACUGAAGAGCUGGGCCAGUGCAACCAUGCCCAAAUUAGUGUGGCCAGCUAGGAAAACAAAGCAUAAUUCAACGUUUUUGCAGUGCACAGCAUGACUGUGCUCAGAUGCAGAAGCAAGAAAAAAACAAGGAGCUGUUAUUCCUGGGCCUGCUUGGGUCAGGAUGGAAAAGCCUCAAUUAUUUUAGAAAACAGGUUUCAACAAUUAGUUUAAUGGUUACUCCUCUAAUAUUUUCUCAAAAGGAGGGUAGUUCUUCAAGGAGAGGCAGUAACCAGCCAGAGCACAGUACUGUACCCAUAGCUGGUUUAGGAUACUAAACCGGCAUUAAACCAGAAACAGCGAUAUGAAUUCAUUUUAUAAAAACCAGACAGGUGGCAAUAGAGUUUUGCCUCAGACCAGAAGGCAAACUAGACCAUAUUGGUAGGUACAAAGAGGAUAGAUGACCUUUGCCUGAGCGUUGUGCCAAGGUAAUCAAGGGACUUUGUCCAAAGACUGGUUUGUGUUGAAGGACUGAACAUGUCCCAACAGAAAAAUGCUGUUGUAAUUUAAAAGUAUACAUAAAUACAUAUAUAUACAGGGCAAGGGGUGUCCCUCCAAGUUUUCUUGGUCAGAUAGUAUUGUGUGCUUUGGACUUCACCAUGCAGUAGAGAAAGCUGAAAUGGGUGAAUGCUUUAAUUUUUUAUUUAUUCUUAAGACAGACCUGGCUGAAGAGAGCAAAUGGAGGGAAAAAAUAAAAACUGCAAGAUGCAAAGCUACUCAGAAAUGUCACCUGUCAGGGCUGGAGGAGUUAUUAAAUAGACCGCAUAUAAAUGCAGGUAGAGCACUGACAUUGGCUGAACGUGCAGGCAAGCCAGAGGGAAUGGAAACAGAGCCAUCACUGAGAACAAAAAUGCAGGGAAGCAAAGAAUCUCCUGACUCAGCCAAAGUAGCUCUGAGAAAAGCUCAGUGAGAGCUGGAGCUGCAGGUUGGGAGCAGCCUGGUGUGCCAAGGGACUGUGUCCUCUUGGCUCCCUCUCUCCCAGAGCCUCUCUAAACUAAACCAGAUGGUGUCAGGGUAGUUCUUGGUUUUAUCCUCACCAGCUGCUGACUGAAGCAACUGGCAUUGAUUAUCCCCUUGGGCCGGGAAGUAAAUAGAUAAGUUUUUCCUCUUAUAAUUUUCAACAGUGCACACCUAGAAACACGUUAUCUCUUAUUUUCUGGGUUUCAGUGAAGGGUUCUGAAAAACCUACCCUGUUUAAACUUUGGGCAUCCUAUGCAGAAUUGUUUCAGCUAUCAGCUGAAUAUCAGCUAACAGGUACGUCUUGUGAGCAGUGAUCCUGGGGACCAGCUUCCAAUAGGCUGUUGUAUUACAGUGUUAUUCAAUGAAGCAUUUUAAAUGACCCAUUUAAGGAUUUUGAUCUUGAAACCUCUGCCUGCGGGGGAAUCUUGUAUUUCAUUUUUUUAACUGUAUUUGGCCUCGUGAUGACAUAGGAGCUCUCACUAGAAAUGUAUACUGUAAUGCUCUACAAUUUUCCGUUGCUUGAGCUACUGAUGACAAUUUUAUUUCAAACAGGAACAAAAUAAAAGUUUGUUCACUGCAGAGAAACUCACAUACCAGCUCAAUAUGACUUUCACUAAUAAUUUGGGAAUUACUGGAGCUAUUUACUCCAGUAAGCACUUUGUUCCUUCCCUUUACUUAUAUCACCUUUGAAAGUCUUCAAUGAAGUGGAAGUACUGCAGGCAAAAGUGUUCCUUUUUCCUGACAGUGGUCCCAGGGAGUGUGCUAGCUCAGCACCUGCCUUUUUGCCAAAGGGCACUGGUGCCAAAGUAAGUCCAGGAGUCACUUUCUCCUGGGAAGCUUGGCUUUUUCCUUUCUUCCAAAAGACAUGCUGUGUGUGCAGACUGGUUUUCAGGGGAUAUUUUAAUCAUCUUUUAAAUUAGCUUGUGUCUUGAAAAUGCAUUUUUUCCCUAUGACCUUCAGGACAAUCAGUUUUCUGUAUGGAAAAGAGGCAACUUCCCUUUGCAAGGCUUAACUUAGACAAUGAAAAAAUGCCUGUCACUUGCUGUAACUGCAAAUCUUUAGUCAUUAAACAAAAUCUUAAUUGAAACCCUGCUUGUAGUGGUUCAGCAAACCAGUAAUAGGUGUAAGGGAAGCAAACAUAGGUAUUACCAAGUAAGAUCUCAUACAGCUUCUUUCCCAAAAGAUGAGCUCAGCUGUACCUAUAGAGAUCUUUGGCUAAAAAAACUUAACAAAUAGUCUCCUGCCCCAAGAAACCUUUUUUCACUGCUGCUAUGAGUCUCUGACAAUUUAUUUUCCUAUCUUCCUCUUUGAGAAGGAUUUCUCCACCCACACCUAUCACACAUUCAGAAAUACAAUAUGCAUUCUUUCUUAUAAAAAAAGAAAUCUUGAUAUAUUUCCUGCUCAUCUGUGUAUUCUAGAAUUGUCCAUGGUGCUCUACAGCAAUUCUUGAUAUAUUUCAGAAAGAAAUACAAUUGUGCUUUAUGCCUUGAUCAUAUGAAACACAUUAGGUUUUUGCGUAGUAAUACAUGUUGGCAGCCUGUGACAACAAUUAUUAUAAACAUGUAUUGACUCAGUGUUGUGUUGCAACUGCUUUGCCUUUUAAUGAGGAGCCUCAAUA